Messenger RNA from Anopheles merus, 5998 nucleotides. Its product is annotated as polycomb protein Sfmbt-like. The transcript is spliced from 8 exons. Gene Ontology annotation, biological process: heterochromatin formation; regulation of DNA-templated transcription. The record is from RefSeq and is a predicted model, not a curated record. NCBI's taxonomy places the organism in Eukaryota, Metazoa, Arthropoda, Insecta, Diptera, Culicidae. Gene Ontology annotation, molecular function: zinc ion binding. Gene Ontology annotation, cellular component: nucleus. Bases 415 to 4641 code for a protein of 1408 amino acids.
CGUUACCGUUCGCUAUUUUGAAUACAUGCGACCGUGUACUGUCACAUUUGACAUUCGAUCUGGUGACCAGCAAAAUGCCACUGACGCACCUCGCAGCUAACAACCUCGAUGAAAUCACCUUUCCUGUAUACAUGGUACUUGGCGCUUUCGAGUGAAAGAUAUUUUUUAGCAGCGCGUUUUUGUAUUUUUCUUCAUCCGACGCAACCAGCCAGGUGCAUUCCGAAAACAAUAGCACCGAACUUCGCGUAGUAACAAUUCAAUCCACUCGCAGUUAUCUCGUAAGCACGCGACAUCAUUAGCACUGGCGAAUGCAGAUAGCACGAGAGACGGCUUGGGAAGCGAGGAUUUCAUGCGUGUGGCUGCUCUGCUGAGACGGAAAAACGCAAGCUCGAUAUGCCUUGCUAGGCUUUAACUAUGAAUGUUUUCAAUCGAGUGCUGCCUAGUAUGAAUCCUCAAGAGUUCGGUACUAUGGUUUGGAUGGGACAGCUUGCAUCACCGCUUGAUGAGAACUUAACCAACUACUACGGACCACCGGUAACGAGCGUCAUGGAAGACAUCACACAGCAGACCCAUGCUAUGGACAUGAAUCCCGCUGCCAUCAGCUCACUAAUCAGUGAAUAUAACGGACAUAUGUCGGCCAUUCCAACAACUUCCGGUUUGGCCGCGGUGCCAAAUGCUGCCGAGGCACUGGCGCUAACUAAUCCGGAAUUGUUCAAUAUUCAGCAGCAGCAGCAGCAGCACCAGCAUCAGCAGCAGGCGCAACAGCACCAACAGUUACUGCAACAGCAGCUUGCUUUAAGUGGAUAUGGAUUUUUAGAUCAAACCAGUGCAUUUUCAGCCGCAAACAGUGUUUCGCCGGACGGCACAUCAUCGGCCACAGGCAUUGGACCACCGGCUCUAGCCGGUGUUGGUAUGCGUCUGAUGGAUGGAAGUGGGAAAUUUGCAAUCGACGGUAGGGAACUGGCGGCAGCGGCGGCAGCAGCGGCUGCGGCAACAGCGUCUCCCUCGGACGAAGAUGGGAACAACGAAGGAUUAGAGGGUCCCGGAGAUGAUGACGAUCAUCCUUCGCUGCAAAGCUAUGGACAGUAUCAGCAGUUAAUGAACAAUGGGACGGGUAGCGAUUUCCUUUCCGUUGCGCGUCAGGACAUCAUGCUUCCUUACAAGCUGUUAAACGAUACGCAUAUGCUGCAAUCCCACUUUCUCGACUAUGACGGUAUGGCCGAUGCGUCUAACAGCAACAGUAGUAAUAGCAACAGUCGUUGCAGUCCUGGCGCGACGGCAACCAUGGACGUAGAUCAACACAAUGUUGCCUCGAAUCCAUCUCAGUCGCGAUUCCAUCAGCAACGACAAGAAGCAGCUAACAGUGGUGGUGCGGCUUAUCCAGUGGGAAUGUAUGGUGGUACGAUGCCGGUUGAACGGUACCCGAGCAAGAAAAUUAGACCAGUGAAGAGGCCUGGCCUUGUACUAAAAACUCCAAUAGCUUACAAAGGUGACAUAGAUCCGUCGGUGAUUCCUAUACAACGCGAUGGCAUGGUUCAUUUAUUUCAAUCACACCCACAUCAAACUGAAGCGAGCGUAAGAAAAGUUUUUCGAAAAUGUAUCCUUCGUAUUCUACCUUCAUCAAUCUGUGAAAAAUGCGGAGCCAUCGGAGUAAAGCAUUCAUUUUAUACAAAGCAAAGACGUUUCUGUAGUUUGGCAUGUGCUCGCUCGUUCGAAUCACUUCGCGUGUUCAGUGCACCGUUCCGAUCAGGAUCCGGAAUCAAAGCAUCCGGAACGGUAAACGACGACAGCAAACAUAUCGCCACGUCUUCUUCGUCGACCGAGGCAUCCAAUAUUGGUCUAUUAUCCUGUCCGCCUGACCAACUAAUAGACGAUUCGCAUUCAUCAACUGAAGAGUUGGACACCAAACGUGUGCCGUUACAGCAACUACACCAGCAACAAGAACAAGUACAAACAAUCGGUUAUCGAUUCAAGAUGUCUGGAACAUCUCUUACCCAACCGAAUACUAACAGUGGCGGAGGUAUCAAUAGCAAUAUUAGUAGUCACGAUGACAGCAGUAUCACAAACAAUAUUAUGCAUGGAGGCAAGAUGGUUGGAGGGACAGGCAUUCUGCAGGAGAUACUGCCACAGGAGGAGAUUCCCCAGUUGCCCAAAGGAACCCGUUUACCUUCGCCAUGCCCCCAAGACGAUCGUAUCAACAGCAUACGUAGGAAACCGAACGAGUUUCACAACUCUUAUGAUUGGACGCAAGCGUUAGCAGAUCCAAAGUUCUAUGCAGCACCAGUCACCUGUUUCAAACACGCUCCUGGUUAUGAAAUGUGGCCAAACGUCGUGAUCGGGAUGAAGGUGGAGGUAGAAAACACAGACUGUGAUGUUCAACAGGCACUGAUCGGGGGAAUGCCGCACAGUUUCUGGGUUGCGACAGUGCUACGCAUUUGUGGUUAUAAGGCCCUGCUUCGCUACGAAGGGUUUGAUUCGGACUCGUCGAAAGAUUUCUGGGUUAAUCUAUGUUCAGCAGAAGUUCAUCCGGUGGGAUGGUGUGCGACACGCGGGAAGCCUCUGAUACCACCAAAGAGCAUUGAAAAACCGUCCCCCGAUUGGAAAGAGUUUCUCGUGUCGAGGCUUUCAAAUGCGCGUACUCUUCCCUCGACUUUCUACAAUAAAAUCAGCGACAGUUUUAAAUCUCGAUUUCGCGUUGGUUUGAACCUGGAGGUGGUGGAUAAAAAUCGUAUCUCGCAAGUAAAACUGGCAACCAUCAGCAAGAUAAUCGGCAAGCGAUUGUACGUUCGGUACUACGAUAGCUCACCGGAUGACUACGGUUUUUGGUGUCAUGAGGACUCCCCACUGAUACAUCCAGUUGGUUGGGCAACAACAGUGGGACACAACCUGGCAGCACCCGAGGAAUACAUGGACAGGAUGAACGCGGCUAGUGAUCAAAUAUUGGAACCGCACGAAGAUGAUGCUACAAUGGACCUAUUCAAGACCAACUUCCAGUUCGAAGAGUACUGUUUCGAUGGCAAACAAACAGGUUUCGAGGAAAACAUGAAGCUGGAAGCGGUAGAUCCGUUAAAUCUUUCCUCGAUCUGUGUAGCCACAGUAAUGACAGUGUUGAAGUUCGGCUACAUUAUGGUUCGUAUCGAUUCGUACGAUCCGGACGUGAAUGGGGCCGAUUGGUUUUGCUAUCACGAAAAGUCACCCUGCAUUUUCCCGGUUGGGUUCUGUGCGAAGAACAAGAUUACUCUAACACCACCAAAAGGGUACGAUCUUAACACGUUUACCUGGGAGCAGUAUCUACUGGAUACCAAUAGCAAACCGGCCACGGAGGACAUCUUUCAUCGAGAUCAAAUUCGGCAACGGUUUAAGGAGGGAAUGAAAUUGGAAUCUGCCGAUCUCAUGGACCCUAGACUGAUAUGUGUAGCAACGAUUGCACGCGUGGUUGGACGUUUGUUAAAGGUGCAUUUUGAUGGAUGGGAAGAAGAGUACGAUCAGUGGUUGGAUAGUGAAAGCCCCGACAUCUAUCCAAUUGGUUGGUGUGUACUUGUGGGACACAAGUUAGAAGGGCCCCGUAUUUUGCCGAAAGUCGUACCGACACAAAAAAUUUCUCCCAAAACGACGAAAAAGGGCAAACGAAAGAAGAAGCUAAAGGUGGAGCCAUCGCAUGAUGACGCUCAACCUGCUCCGACAACACGUACGGCAAGAAUCAAAAAGGAACAAGAGCACUUUGAGCAACAGAAAUUACUGGCAGCGAAUCCGGCCCAAUUUGACUACAGUUCUCUUGGACAAAUAGUCACGUCCGAUUUGGGCGGUCAGCUAUCUCAACAGUAUUCGAGUGACAACAGUGCUUCACUGCUAAUGGGAAGUCAACUGCAAAUGCAACAAAAUCAACAACCAUCCGAGCUAGCAGCAAUGGGAUUGAGUGGAGACGUCACCGGCACAUCGCCCGCUUUGCACACAUUCAUAAAGAACGAACCAAAUCACAACACAACAGCUUCCCUGCUCAGUGGAACGAGCUUGCUGGGCCCAAUCUUCGAUCAUUCGUCUAGUGGGACCGCUGGAACGGCUACCACCACAACGGGUAACAUGAUCGACCAAGACGAUAUCGAUAUGCGCACAGAGGACGAGGAUGGUGAGUCCAGUUCCGCCACCGGACUUCCAUCCACUGCACCAUCUUCCGAGAUAGCGGACAACGAGACAGACAAGACUAUACCACGAUUAAUUCAACAUGAUUCAGCAAACAGUGGAGCGUCGCCGGAUUCAAUCGGUGGCGGUGUCGCAGGCGGAUCGUGCAACUCGAACGGAAGUAAUUCUGGAGCUAUUGUGGCAGGUUCAUCGAACUCGUCUUCCUCCUUCGGUAUGGCAGUUACGAACAGCGGACAAAUUAUGCCAGAAAGCUGGGAAGUGAAAGACGUUGCCACCUUUCUUACUAUAAAUGACUGUGCCGUUCAUGCCGAGCAGUUUGUGCAGAAGGAUAUUGACGGUAAGCGUUUGCUCGAGCUCAGCAAGGACGAUAUCAUUACACUGCUAAAUCUGAAAGUAGGUCCGGCGCUUAAAAUUUUCGAUCUCAUUCAGCAACUGAAGUGUAAAAUCGAUCCGACCAAGUUACGCCACCUUUCGAAAGCAACGGGAAAAAAGUUUUUGUAGUAACUAUCUUUGAAACACAAGCUUUGUCGCCUUGGAGAACAAACCACGCAUGCUACGAUGAGGGUUGACGGUACUGCGCAUUUUUGGCUUGUCAUCAUUUUUGUUUGGUUUUAAUUAAUUUGUUUGAUGCGCAUAAACCGCGUUUUGGAGGAUUUUUUGUAUAUCCAUGUGCGAGGGGGAAGGGGGUGGGGCAUAUAUUUUUCUUCAACUGCAACUUAAUCGUGUGCAAUCAUAAAUUUCUGUUUCCGGUAAUUAAUUUUCUAACUCUUUUCAUCGUUCGAUCUUACAUGUGUAGUUGAACACAGAUGCAACUUAUCAUUUAUACUAUUAUCAGGUUUUUAAUGUAGAAUUCCUCAUUUAGUUGAGUUUUUAUUUUUGAAAUUCAUUUUAUGAAUUGAAUGUGAGUGUAUUGCCCAGUGAAAUAGGGGGAACACUGUUCUAACAUUAGAAUUUUGUUUUUUUAAGCUAUUUUGAAUACGAUGUAAUUUCACUGUGGCUAUUGGAAAUUUUGGAAUUGUUGGAAGCUAGCAUUAUUUUUAUACCAAUACUGGUAGUGAAGGUAGUAUAAACUAAUUGCUUUGAACACUAAUAUAAAUUUUGUCAACCAAGUUCAAUGUCGAUGAACCUUAUUAUUCGUCGACUAUUGACAAUUGAAUCGCCCGCGUAAACCUGUUACGGUGAAGGUGCACAAUGUUAUUAAUUUGUAGGUCGCAGCUAAAUAUUUCAAGAUUCAAGUCAUUAGUUUCACAAAUGCUUGUUAAAUCAAAAUUAUUUUCAGUGAAACAGGAAAUUUGGAGAAACAGGAGGAGCCGUUUUACACAUUUGAUUAAUCUAGCAAGAAAAUAAUACAAAUACAAUUAAUCAACUUGCUGUGGACAUAAACCACAUAUGUUAACACAACAGGAACUCACGAAUCAGGGAAUGUUAUGCAGCAAUCAAACAUGGAAGUAUGGUGGCCUCUACUAAUAAGCCGUGAUUAAAGGACUAUCAACAGUCAAACCAAUAAGUCCAACAAACACCAUGCCUAUAACGAUUUGUAUGUAUGAAUUUUAGUGCACUAUGAAACCAAAUACAACACUGUUCCCGAGUUACGCAUCCUUUCCAAUCGGCGCUAUGCUGUUUUCCAAAUUUCACAGUUCUUGGAGCAAAUUGAACUGAUUGGUCACAUGAAUUAUCCAAAUGCAUUACGAACUGCCUGUUAGCUGAAAUUAAAAAAAAUCACAAAAGGAAUAAGUUGAAUUUCUGGACGAGAGUCACAUAAAACAAUAAUUUAAUAUCAAUUUCAUUGCAAACAAACAACUCCCUUUUAUUGAAAUAUCUACCACUGUCGAGGUAUUUAGGCUGAACAAACGAAACU